Messenger RNA from Thamnophis elegans (Western terrestrial garter snake), 4998 nucleotides. RefSeq names its product zinc finger protein 850-like. The annotation marks the transcript as partial. The record is from RefSeq and is a predicted model, not a curated record. The transcript has 8 exons. NCBI's taxonomy places the organism in Eukaryota, Metazoa, Chordata, Lepidosauria, Squamata, Natricidae.
AUGACAUUGGAUAGCAGGGUGGAGCACGCAGGGGCCACGGUGCAGCGCCACCGUGGCUCACCUGAUUUGUUUGAUGAUAGCACUGCAGCAGUUUGCUGUCCUGUGUGGAUUCAGUGCAUCCAACAGAAACUCUCUGCAGAAAAAUCAAGCAAUGGAGAGGAACUAAUCAGGGAGAGAAGCAACCUGGAAUUGAGAAACUUCCUGAUGAUGAAAGACAAGGGAGUGAAUAAAAAGAAGAAAGUUUUGAGCUGGGAAAAAACGAGUGUCUGGAAUUCAAGGAAGCAUUAUAUGAGACAUCAAGGAGGAUCAUUUCUAAAUCAAGAACACCUGGAAGUCAAGAGAUUGCAGAUCACAGCUGAUUUUGUAUGUGAGCAUCCAGUCAGGCAAAAGCUAUACAAAUGUUUGGAGAGAGGCAAAAGUUUUUUCUCGGAACAGCUCCCUCAUGAUACAUGGAAGGGCUCAUACCAGAGAGAAGCUCUAUCAUUGCUUCGAUUGAAGAGGAGUCACAUGAUAGAGAAACCGUAUGAAUGUCCAGAUAGUGGGAAAAGUUUCAAGCAGAAUUCUCACCUUGGGGAACAUCAGAGGACUCACACAGGAAAGAAGCCGUAUGAGUGUCCAGAUUGUGGGAAAAGUUUCCAGAAGAAUUCCAAGCUGGUGAUACACCAGAGGACUCACACGGGAGAGAAACCGUGCAAGUGCCCAGAUUGUGGGAAAGGUUUCAGUUGCAAUUCUAACCUGAAAUCCAACCUGGUGAUGCAUCAGAAAAACCACACAGGAGAGAAAUGUCCAGUGAAACCGUAUAAAUGUCCAGAUUGUGGGAAAUGUUUCCUACAUAAUUCCAAGCUAGUGAUACAUCAGAGAAUUCACACGGGAGAGAAACCAUAUCAAUGUCCGGAUUGUGACAAAAGUUUCAAGCAGAAUUGCAAGCUAGUGCAUAAUUCCAAGCUGGUGGUUCACCAGAGGUCCCACACAGGAGAGAAACCCUAUCAGUGUCCGGAUUGUGGGAAGAGUUUCCAGGAGAAUUCCAGGCUAGUGAUGACACAUACAGGAGAGAAAAUCUACCAGUCCUUCAAAUGCGACGAAAAAUUAAGCAUGAACACCAGUGUGCUGAGAUACAGGAGGAUUUACCCAAAGGAGACACACUUUGAAUGUUCUGACUGUGGGAAAUGUUUCACACAGUACUCUGAUCUGGUGAUACACCAGAGGUCUCACGGGGCAGAUAAACCAUAUAAGUGUUCCGACUGUGGAAAAAGUUUCACUUGGAUCUGUCGCCUGAAAAUACACCAGAGGAGUCACAAAGGAGAAAAUCCAUAUGUGUGCCAAGAUUGUGGGAAAGGUUUCAAUUGGAAUUCUCUACUGGUGGAACAUCAGAGGAUUCACACAGGAGAAAAACCCUAUGAGUGUCCUGAUUGUGGGAAAGAUUUCUGUCGGAAAUCUGACCUGGUGAAACAUCAGAGGACUCACACAGGAGAGAAACCAUAUAAAUGUCGUGACUGUGGGGAAAGUUUCAGUCAUAAUUCUUACCUAGUGAAACACCAGAGGACUCAUACGGGAGAGAAACUGUAUGCGUGUUCAGAUUGUGGGAAAGAUUUAAAUUGUAAUUCUGACCUGAUGAAACACCAGAGGACUCAUACAGGAGAGAAACCAUAUACCUGUCCUGAUUGUGGGAAAAAUUUCAGUCAGAAUUCUUACCUAGUGAAACACCAGAGGACUCACACGCAAGAGAAACCAUAUGAGUGUUCGGAUUGUGGAAAAGCUUUCAAAUGGAAUUCUGAUCUAGUGAUACACAAAAGGAUUCACAUGGGUGAAAAACCAUAUGAGUGUCUAUUUUGUGGGAAAAGUUUCAUUCAAAAUUCCUACCUUGUACGACAUCAGAGGACUCACACAGGAGAGAAACCAUAUAAGUGUCCAAACUGUGAGAAAAGUUUCACUCAGAAUUGUGAUCUGGUGAUACAUCAGAGGUCUCACACACAAGAAAAACCCUAUGAGUGUUCAGAUUGUCAGAAAGGUUUUAGUUGCAAUUCCGCCCUGGUGAAACAUCAGAGGAGUCAUACAGGAGAGAAACCAUAUAAAUGUCAUGAUUGUGGGAAAGGUUUCGGUCAGCAUUGUCACCUGUUGGUACACCAGAGAACUCACAUAGGGGACAAACAGUAUAAAUGUGUAGAUUGUGGUAAAAGUUUCACUCGGAAUUCUAACCUGGUGAUACACCAGAGGACUCACACAGGAGAGAAACCAUAUAAAUGUGUAGAUUGUGGGGAAAGUUUCCAUCUGAAUUCUGACCUGCUGGUACACCAGAGGACUCACACAGGGGACAAACGGUAUCAGUGUGUGGAUUGUGAUAAAAGUUUCAUUCGGAAUUCUAACCUGGUAAUACACCAGAGGACUCAUGGAGCAGAAAAAUUAUAUGAGUGUCUGUUUUGUGGGAAAAGUUUUAGUCAGACUUCCAACCUGGUGCAACACCAGAACACUCACACAGGAGAAAAACCAUAUGAGUGCCUGGAAUGUGGGAAAAGAUUCAGUUGGAAUUUCCACCUGGUGAUACACCAGAAGACUCACACAGAUGUGAAACUGUAUGCGUGUCCAGAGUGUGGGGAAAGUUUCAGUUGCAGGUCUGAACUAAUGAAGCACCAGAAGACUCACAGAGGAGAAAGACUGUAUGAGUGUCCAGAUUGUGGGAAAAGUUUCACUCGGAAUUCUAAGCUAUUGAGACACCAGAGAAUUCACACAGGAGAGAAACCAUAUGAGUGUCUGUAUUGUGGAAAAAGUUUCAGUCAGAAAUCUAACCUAGUGGUACACCAGGGGACUCACACAGGAGAAAAACCAUAUCCAUGUCCAGAUUGUGGGAAAUGUUUCCAGCAUAAUUCCAAGCUGGUGGUACACCAGAGGUCUCACACAGGAGAGAAACCCUAUCAGUGUCCAGAUUGUGGGAAAAGUUUCCAGGAGAAUUCCUACUUGGUGAAACACCAGAAAACUCACAGAGGAGAAAAACCAUAUGAGUGUCCGGAUUGUGGGAAAGAUUUCAGGACUAGGUCUAGCCUUAUAAAUCAUGUAAGGAUACACAUAGGGGAAUUCAUGGAAGGAUCCAAACCGGAGAGAAACUACCAGUGCUUCCAGUGCAACAAAAGAUUAAGUAUGAAUACCAAUGUGGUGAGACAUAAGAGGAUUCAAACUUGGGUGACAAACUUUGAAUGCCCUGUUUGUGGGAAAUGUUUCACACAGGAUUCUGAUCUAGAGAUACACCAGAUGUCUCACAGGGCAGAGAAACCAUACAAGUGUUCCAAAUGCGAAAAAAGUUUCAAAUGGAUUUGUCGCCUGAAGAUACACCAGAGGAGUCACAAAGGAGAAAAUCCAUACGAGUGUCAAGAUUGUGGGAAAGGUUUCAAUUGGAAUUCUCUACUGGUGGAACAUCAGAGGAUUCACACAGGAGAAAAACCCUAUGAGUGUCCUGAUUGCGGGAAAGAUUUCUCUCGGAAAUCUGACCUAGUGAAACAUCAGAGGACUCACACAGGAGAGAAACCAUAUAAAUGUCGUGACUGUGGGGAAAGUUUCAGUCAUAAUUCCUACCUGGUGAAACACCAAAGGACUCAUACGGGAGAGAAACUGUAUGAGUGUUCAGAUUGUGGGAAAGAUUUGAGUUGCAGUUCCGCCCUAAUUAAACAUCAGAGGACUCACACAGGAGAGAAACCAUAUAACUGUCUUGAUUGUGGAAAAAGUUUCAGUCACAAUUCCUAUCUGUUGAAACACCAGAGAACUCACAUGCAAGAGAAACCAUAUGAGUGUUCAGAUUGUGGAAAAGCUUACAAGUGGAAUUCUUACCUAGCGGCACACCAAAAGAUUCACACAGGUGAAAAACCAUAUGAGUGUCUGCAGUGUGGGAAAAGUUUCAUUCAAAAUUGCAACCUUGUGAGACAUCACAGGAUUCACACUGGAGAGAAACCAUUUAAGUGUCCAGAUUGUGGGAAAGGUUUCACUCAGAAUUGUGACAUGGUAAUACACCAAAGGACUCACAUGGAAGAGAAACCGUAUGAGUGUUCAGAUUGUGGGAAAGGUUUCAGUUGCAGUUCUGACCUGCUGAUGCAUCAGAAGACUCACACAGGAGAGAAAUCAUAUAGCUGUCCUGAUUGUGACAAAUCUUUCAGUCAGAAUUCCUACCUAGUGAAACACCAAAGGACUCACACAGGAGAGAAACCAUAUAAAUGUCAUGAUUGUGGGAAAAGUUUCAGUCAGAAUUCCUACCUAAUGAAACACCAGAAAACUCACAUGGCAGAGAAACUGUAUGAGUGUUCAGAGUGUGGGAAAAGUUUCAGUCAAAAUUCCUACCUGGUGAAACAUCAGAGGACUCACACAGGAGAGAAACCAUAUAAGUGUAUUGAUUGUGGGGAAAGUUUCCAUCUGAAUUCUCACUUGGUGGUACACCAGACAAUUCACACAGAGGACAAACUGUAUCAGUGUGUGAAUUGUGGUAAAAGUUUCACUCGGAAUUCUGAUCUGGUGAUACACCAGAGGACUCACACAGGAGAAAAAUUAUAUGAGUGUGUGUUUUGUGGAAAAAGUUUCAGUCAGACUGCCAACCUGGUGCAACACCAGAAUACUCACACAGGAGAAAAACCAUAUGAGUGCCUGGAUUGUGGGAAAAGAUUCAGUUGGAAUUUCCACCUGGUGAUACACCAGAAGACUCACACAGGGGAGAAACUGUACGAAUGUCCAGAAUGUCAGGAAAGUUUCACUAUUAAGUCUGAACUGGUGAAACACCAGAAGACUCAUAGAGGAGAGAGAUUGUAUGAGUGUCCUGAUUGUGGGAAAAGCUUCCCUCGAAAUUCCAAGCUGUUGAGACACCUGAGAACUCACACGGGAGAGAAACCAUAUGAGUGUCUGCAUUGUGGGAAAAGUUUCAGUCAGAAAUCUAACCUAGUGGUACACCAGGAGACUCACACAGGAGAAAAACCAUAUCAGUGUCCAGAUUGUGGGAAAAGUUUCAAUCAGAAUUCCUACUUGGUG